Molecule: messenger RNA, 1053 nt
Organism: Capronia coronata CBS 617.96
Lineage: Eukaryota; Fungi; Ascomycota; Eurotiomycetes; Chaetothyriales; Herpotrichiellaceae
Exons: 2
Coding region: 1-1053 (350 amino acids)
Source: RefSeq, a predicted model, not a curated record
AUGAAUUGUUUUAGCCAUCAGCCGGAAAGGAAGGACAUCAUCUGCAAGCUUCUCGCAGGUAUUUGGCGUGUUCUGCCGCCCGAGCCGAAGGAGACCGCCUCCCUUACCUGGGAUGAGGCUGAAGCGUACUUCCAACACUAUCAAAAAGUGCUGCAGGACCGAGGACUUGUUGAUGGGAUUAGUAUCAGCUUCUCCGGGAUUGACAACACAGCCGAAGAAGUGAUCAGAUUUGUCCACUUUGUGCGGGCGCGAUGGGACAACCCGGUUGACCAAAUCGAGGAUGCCAUUCGAGAUCAUCCACCACCCUUUUUAUUGAAACCGACCCCAGAUUCUUCACGAAAAGCAUUGAGACUGGCCCUACGCCUAUGGCUUUUCAUCGAUCCAAACCUCUUAUCUCCUGUUAUACAACAGCCACAACCGGGGCAAACAUCGAGCGGCAUCAAGCUCUGUGAGGCAGUUUCAAGAUCAGUGUUGCCACGGAGCACUCCAAAGCUGGAGACACUUUCAGGGGACUUCUCUGCAAAGAGCUUGAUACGGAAGGGCGGCUUUGACUUUCAAUCCACGGGGAAUUUGGGCGAGCAUUUGACGUUUGAUCCGCAUUGCCGAUACAGGAUCAGAGUCUUUGGCUGUGCCCGAGCUCUUGAAGUCGACAGACUGUCGGAGGAUAUGAACGUAUACCCACGGGACUUCGUGGUCGAGGUGCAGAAGACCCUACAACUACUUUUCCCCACCGCUGGCCGCAAGUCUGGCAAGCGUACACGGAAGUAUGUCAAGAGAUAUCGAGCGGACAUCGAGGCCCCGAUCGUGGGCAUGGACAGGAUCAGCCUCAGCACGUAUCCGGUCUUCGGUGAAAGGCUGGAAGACAUCCAGAAGCGGUACAACGACUCCACACAGAGGUUGCUUCGGCAGUGGUAUUACGACAGGCGCAAGCGCGUCGAGUGGGCAACCUUUGUCGUUGCCAUUCUCGUCUUCAUCCUGACCGUGGUUUUCGGGCUGGUCUCAUCCGUGACGGGAAUCUUACAGACUUACGCGGUAUACAGGUGGCAUGGUUGA